UUCCGGUUCCUCGGCGCGGCCGCCAUGGCGCCGCCGCGGAGCGGGUGCCGGCCGGCGCUGCCGGCGCUGGCGCUCGCCCUGCUCGGCCUCGCCGCCGCCGCGGGGCCGCGCCAGGCCCCGGCGCUGGAGCUGGCGCAGGAGCUGGCGGAGGAGCUGUGGGGCGCGGGGCUGCCCGGCGACCUGCCCGAGCUGGAGCCCGAGUGCCGCGGGCUGCUGGCCGCCUUCGCGGAGGGCAGCGCGGCGCUGACGGGCUGCCUGGGCCGGCGCGCCCGCCCGGUGCGGCUGUGCCAGGGCUGCCACGGCCCCUACCGCCGCCUGCUCGAGCUCUACGGCAGCAUCGCCCGCGCCGUCGGGAAUUCCUCUGAGAGCCACAAUUGUGCCAAAAGCAUCUUGACCUCAGACAGGCUGCAGAUAGUUGUGACCCUUUCGGAGUUCUUCAAUGAAACCUGGGAGGCAGCCAACUGCGCAAAUUGUUUAAAGAAUAACAGUGAGGGAUUAUCAAAUUCUACUGAAGAAUUCCUGGAUUUAUUCAAUAAAUCUCUGACAUGUUUUGAACAUAACCUUCAGGGACAAGGCAUUGAUCUGUCACCAAAUAACUACACAGAAGUGUGCAGAAACUGCAAUGAAACGUACACAAAAUUGAAUGACCUGUACAACCACCUGCAGAGGAUGAACAGGCAAGGCGGUGAAUCUGCUCACUCUGCACACUUGUGUAUUGAUGUGGAAGAUGCAAUGAACAUCACUCGGAAGCUUUGGAGCAGGACUUUCAACUGUUCUCUUCCCUGCAGUGAUACAGUCCCAGUGAUUGCAGUUUCAUCCUUUAUUCUCUUCCUACCUAUUGUUUUUUAUCUUAGUAGCUUCCUUCACUCGAAGCAGAAGAAACGGAUACUCAUUUUGCCCAAGCGCAUCCAGUCAAAUGCCAAUCUUGUGAACAUCCAAGAAAAAUACAGCUGAGCUGCAAAACAAAACCUGAGAGCUGCUGCUGGUAUACAGUGGGUACAAUUGUGUUGGAAUGAGGCCGGCACAAAAGAGGAGUUAAUUAUGGUUUAGUGUAAUGAUACAGAGCAACACAAGUUAAACAAAAUGCUGUCUGACUUCUAAGCGAGGAUAUUAACAAACAUGACAAGGCAGGGCUGUGUGACACUGUAUGGACUCUGGUUUUGAAAAAUCUGUGGGUUUUUUUCCAGUCUCA
Passer domesticus (house sparrow) is the source of this 1192-nucleotide messenger RNA. RefSeq names its product osteoclastogenesis associated transmembrane protein 1 (gene OSTM1). The transcript is spliced from 6 exons. The coding region runs from base 25 to 954 and encodes 309 amino acids. The record is from RefSeq and is a predicted model, not a curated record. NCBI's taxonomy places the organism in Eukaryota, Metazoa, Chordata, Aves, Passeriformes, Passeridae. Gene Ontology annotation, cellular component: cytosol.